AUGAAUUCCUUUCGAAAUCAAACAAUUAUAAAUUAAGAAAGAUCUAGAGGAGGUAGUGUAAAUACUAAAUCAUAUUUGAAGAAUACACAAAAUAUUAAUAAAACUGAAUCAUAAUCAUUUUUACUAUAACAAAAUAUUUCAAAAAAAAUAGGUGACUCUUAAAUCUAAAACAAAAACUCAUCUUCUUAACUUAAUCCUCAUCUAACUUAUCUAGAAAACAAUGAUAAAUUAAUCAAAACUUAAAAGUUAACUACAUUAACUUCUAAUUUUUCAACUUAAAAUUUGAAAUAUUUAAGUCCAUCUAAUUGUAAUACUAUCAAAUUAGAUGUAUUAUCUGAUAAUAAAUAAUUAAUUAUUCAAAAUACAAGAGUUGAUUAAUUAUUGCAAGAAAUAUCUGACAUAAAACUACAAAAUGAAAAAGUUAAAUAGUUUUAUUAAUCUUAAAUUCUAAACUUGUAAAAUAUUUAAGAUUAAUUAAAAAUUGAAAAUUUCAGUUUAUCUAACUCAAUCAAAGGAUUAACUUAACAACUCUCUGAUGCUAGAUCUAUUAUGUAAAAAAUUUAUUAACAAACAGAUCUUGAUGAAGUCAAUAAUUCUUUUGAUUAAAUAGAUUUCUAAACAUAUCCUAAUAUCUAAUAGGCUUUCUAUUUAUUCUAGUCAGAAAUAUUUCAAUUUAUUUAUUAAUAUUAAAACUAAACAAACUAGAAAAUUCAAUUGAAAUAAUAAUAACUCAAUAAAAUCAUUAUUAAGUUAAAUUAAAUUAUAUAAAAAUAAAAAGCUCAUGAUCAAAAAUAAUUAAACCAUAAUUCAUCCAAUUAAAUCAUAUCAUAAGAAGUAUAAUUCAAAAUUAAUUAAAAAAAAUCUAUUGAUUAAAUUAUAAAUUUAAAUUAGAAUCUUGAAGAACAAUUUAAUGAAUUCAAAAAACAUCAUUAAACUAUUGUAGAUAAUUUAGAAAAGGAAAAAGAAAUUGCUUUAGAAUAAGAAUCAUACCUUAAAAAAGAAUUUUAAAUUAGAACUUAGAAAUUAGAAUAAGAACUUAGUAUCUUAUUAGAUGAAAAUCAAAAAAAAGAACAACUCAUUUCUGAAUUAAAUGAUUUAAAUUAAUCUAAAGUACUUUAAGUAAAUUAAUCAUAAUAUUUAGAUUCAAAAACAAGAAGAAAUAUUUUAAUUAAAAGCAAAAUUAUAGGAAAGUCAAAACAUUUAAAUUAAUCUUAAUGAUUAAGUGAUUUUGUUAAAAUAAAAUUGUAAUAGUUUAUUAAAUGAUUGUGAUAAAUAAUAGACUGAAAUAACUAAAUUAUAAAAAGAAAAAUAAUAUAUUUAAAAUUAAUUUGAAAAAAAACAAAAUGAAUAUAUGGAAACUAUCAAAAAUUAUUAAUUAUAAAAUGAAAAUCAAUAAUUAUAACUUGAUAAACUAAAUAAUGAAUAAUAAUAAUAAAAUCAUACAUUAUCAGAAAAAAUAAGGAUAAAUGAAUAAAGAUUAAUUAAACUGUAAGACAAUAAUAAAACCUUAUAAAAAUAGAAAUAAGAACUUGAAAAUCUACUUAAUUAAUCUUAAAAUGAAAUUAUUAAAUUAAAAGAUUAGAUUGAUUAAAUAUAAUAAUUUUAAACUAAAGUAAAUAAAUUGAAUUAGACAAUUUAAAAUUUGAUACAAUAAAAUUAAUCAUAUGAAAACAUGAUUAAUAAAAAUGCUUCUGAAAAAAAGUUGUUAGAAUAAUAAAUUGUUGAAUUAAAGCAAUAAAUUUAAUAAAGUAAUGAAUAAUUACCAAUUGAUAAAAUAUAAAAACUCUCAAAAGAUAAUGAGGAUCAAUAAUAGGAGAUUAAAAAACUUUAAUUACAAAUAUAAUCAGAAUAAGUAAACCAAUAAUAUCUUAAAACCUAAAUUUAAAAUCUAUAAAAUGAUAUUGCAUUAUAACAAUAAUAAAAAGUUUAAAUGGAACAAUAAUUAGAUAAACAAUAAAUAUAGAAUUAAGAAUUAUUAAAAUAAAUGGAGGAUGUAAUUUAAAAUAAUGUAAAUUAAUAAGAGAAAUAAGUUAUUGAAUGGUAAAACUAAUAAAACAUGGUUUCCAAAAGAUUGAUAGAAUGUGAAUAGAAUUUAAAGAAUAGUCAAAAUUAAAAUGAGAAAUUAGGAAUGAAGGUAUCAGAAUUGGAAUAAUAAUUACAAGAGGAAAUUGAUAAAAAUUAAUAGAUGGGUGAAGAGAUAAAAAAAUAUUAAAUUGAUUCAAAGUAAAAGGACAUUUAAAUAUCUUAAUGUAAAUAAUAAAUAUAAGUAUUAUCUUAAUAACUUAAUAAUAUUGAGAAGGAGAAGACAGAAUAGAAAGUAAAUUAAUAAGUUGAUUAAUAAAAUGGAUUUGUUUAACUUAUAAAAGAAUAUUAAAAUUAAACAAGGCAUUUAGAGUAAGAAAGCAAAGAAUAAUAAGAAAAGUGGUAGUUAUAAUAGAAUGCCUUUAUUGAGUAAAUAGAAUAAUAUUAAUUAAAAUUAAGUUAAUAUGAAAAUGAAAGAAUGGAGAAUGAUAAUUAUCAAAAUUAACUUAAUGAAAAAUUAUAAUUAUCUUUAAAAAAAUUAGAAACAAUAUAAUAAUAAUUACAAGAAGAACAAUAAAAAUCUUAAUAAUUAAUGAAGUAAUUAUCAAGUAUUUCUGAAAAUAAGAGUUCUUAGCCAAAUUAAGAUUUGCAAGAUUUAUUUGAUGUUUAAUAAUCUCCAAGAACUCAAUUAAUAGAAACAAUAUAAUUACCUGAAACAAAUUAAUAAGAAGAGUAAAUUAAUUUAUUGUAGUAAUAAUUAAAAUAAUGUAAUGAAAAUUUAGAAGAAAAAGAUAUAAUGAUUGAUGAGAUAAUGUAAUAAAAAUAAUAGAUAGAAAAUAGUUUGGAUGAAGCUAUUGAUAAAAUAAAUGAAUUAGAAAAUUAGAUAUAUACUUUAAAAUAAGAAUAGUCAAUUUUAGAGUAACAAAAAAUUGAUAUUGAUCAUUAUUAAUAAAAGAUUUCUAAUUAAUAAAAGCUUAUUGAAAGUUUAUAAAAUUAAGUAGAAGAGUUAUAAUUAGAUGUAUAAGAUAAAGAGAGUAAAAUAAGAAUGUUAGGAACAAUUAAAUAAUCGAGUGAAGAAUAGAUAUUAAGGGGAUUGAUAUCUUAAAAAGAUUAAGAGAUAUUGAAUUUAUAAGAGGAGUUAAAAAAUAUACAAUUAUAAGUUGAAUAAAGAAUGAAUAAGUCUAUUAUUAGUAAUCGUUCUAAGAAAAGUUAAAAUAUUGUUCAAUUUGAAUAGUUUGCAGAUAUUGAUGAAAAUGAAAUAUCAGCAGAAUCAUUUGAUGAAGAAUAGACAUUUAUGGAAAAAUUAUAAUUACACAAAAUACUUGAAGAAAAUAAUAAAAAGAUAAAGUAAUUAGAAAUAUAGUUAUAAAAUAAUUAAGAAUAUAAAUAAGAAAAAGUAAAUUAAGAGAUUGAAAAUAUGACUAACUAAUUAAAUGAUUAAAAAAAUAUUAUUGAUGAAUUAAAAAAUUAAAAUUAAAAUUAAUUCUAGGAAUUAGAAAGAAAAGAAUAAAUUAUUUAAUAAUUAAAAGAAGAUAUACAAAAAUUUUAUGAUGAAAAAGAAAAAUAAAUGAAUAAAUCUGUGAUUAGUAAUAGAUCAAAAAGAAGUCAAAAUUAAAUAAAUUUUGAUUAAUUUGGUGAUAUAUUAGAUGAGAAUAGUGUUGGAUCUGAUGAUGAAUAGGAAGCUAUUGAUAAAUUGAUAUAAUAAAAAAAAUAGAAUGAGAUUUUGGAAUUGUAGAAAUAAGUAUAAAUACAAAAUUAAAUGAUUUAAAAAUUAUAAGAAGAAAAUAAGUAAAAUAUUUUAUAAUUAAGACAUCUCCAAACAUAAUAGUAUAAGCAAGAAUCUCAAUUGAAUAACAAUGAUGAUUGGCUUAGUUGA
Paramecium sonneborni is the source of this 3898-nucleotide messenger RNA. Lineage: Eukaryota; Ciliophora; Oligohymenophorea; Peniculida; Parameciidae. The record is from the annotation of a GenBank genome assembly.